AUGCUCUCUACGGCUUUUUACCGGAUUGCUGGGAGGCAGAGAAAAACGAGUCUUUUUUACGACACGUCCAAGUACUUGUACGCAUACAUUGAAGUACUUUUCUUUGAAGCCACGAAGGUCCAGUUCGUGCCACAGGCCAAUCGCAUCCUGCUGGCCGUGUGGCUGAUCGCCUGCCUCAUACUCAUUAACCUGUUUAACGGGGAGGUGAAGGCCAACCUCCUGGUCAAGUCGGACACAGAGCGCAUCAACACGGUCGAAGACGUCCUCCGAAACCCCAAGUUACUGCCUCUCAUCAUGAAGAACUCGCCGCUCACCACGGCGCUUCAGAUUUCGAGCUCAGAGUCCGUGCGGAGGCUGUGGGAACGUAUGGAUGCAAUGGGUGGCGCCAUUCCGGUCCGGGAGGUCUUCACCGCCAAGUCGCUGCAGAUGGUGCAGCAGCGCAAAGCCGUCAUAGCCACAGACAUGAUAGCAGGACGCGUCCAGUCGUCCCUGUUCUGCCCGGUUCUGGACGGCUUCUUCCACGUGGGGACACAAUCCAUCACCAACCUGCGCUCCGUCUGGUACUACCGGAAGCGGAUAGACCCCGACCUCGUGAAGGCGAUAAACAAAAGGAUCUUGUGGCUCUCCGAGUCCGCCGUGCCGUUCAUGCGAGACCAAGACCUCUACCCUAAGGGAUCCACCUGCUUCCUUGACACGUCCAAGCAAGACCGGAGCGACGCCUUCCAGCCACUCACCGUGCAAGACAUGCGCGCUGUCUUUGUGCUCUGUGGCUAUUUGAUCGCCAUGGCCUGCGUUUUUCUCCUCAUUGAGCUCAUCGUUCACGGGAUGUCACACUGCGCUGGCAGCCUCGCGUGAGGAAGCCGUUUCUGCAGGCUGGAACACAUCUGCAAAACGCCAGCCUAAUAUAUAGCACGAAAUUGAAAGGAAAUCUCCCAGCUUUGUGUUUUGAAAACGUAUCACGCGUGCGUACACCUCCUUCUGUAGUCGAAAUUAUGAACUUAUCAGACCAUAUCUUAUUUUUAAUUAUAUUCUUGGAAUAGCCACCAUGGUUUUUCUUUUGGUUUGCAAGAACACAUAUUUAUAAGAAGU
This is a messenger RNA of Ixodes scapularis (black-legged tick), 1089 nucleotides long. RefSeq lists its product as uncharacterized. The record is from RefSeq and is a predicted model, not a curated record. Gene Ontology annotation, cellular component: membrane. Gene Ontology annotation, molecular function: ligand-gated monoatomic ion channel activity. Lineage: Eukaryota; Metazoa; Arthropoda; Arachnida; Ixodida; Ixodidae. The coding region runs from base 1 to 855 and encodes 284 amino acids. The transcript has 4 exons.